AUGAGCUGGAAGUGGUCGCAGGAACCAAGCCCGCGAGGCCAGCCCGAGCCGCUGGAGCACCAGCCGCUGCAAUGGGUGCUCGAGGUGACUCCCCAGCUGGACGUCAGUCGCAGCACUCUCGCCGUCGCUCUCGCCGACGCGGAGAGCUUGAAAAAAUCGCACGAGUUGUCGCACGGAUCGUUGCGGGGGGGUUCGGAGUCGGGAGCCAGCGGAGCCGGCGCGGAACUUCCCGUGUUCAUUCUCGUCGCCGUCAUGCAGGACGCUACUGCACCUCCUUCCCCCAUGGUACGACGAACCAUGACAAUGGACGAGGCAGUGCGCCUGGCAGAAGCAGAGGAGGCUGUCAUUCGCAAGAUGCUGCAGCCACUCAAGACCCUUGCACACAGCCGCCAGGUGCGAGCAGUGAUGCAUCUGGAGCGCAGCAGCGACCAUGAGAAGGCCCUGUGUGACGCAGUCAAGCGGUUCUCCGCCUCCAGGGUCUACAUCGGGGUCAGAAAGAAGUUCCUGUGGUCGAACUCCCUCAGCAGCGCGCCGACAGCCUACUACGAGACGAAUCUCCCCGACGGCUGUGUGCUGGUGGUGGCGCAGGGGUCGCGGCGGGUGGCAGAGAUCCCCGUGCAUCCCAAAGGGCCCCUCCGCAGCCGCACCCUCAGCCGCUCCAAACGCUCCCAGGCUGGCUUUGAUCCGCCGCUCACGCCCACAGGCACUGCACCUGGUGCUGGUGCUGGUGCUGCUGCUGGUGGUGGUGUGAGGGGUGCAAGCAGGGGGUUUCCUCGCUCGGCAUCGUCGAAUGCUGCUUUGGAGGCGGGAAGCAGGGGUGGAGAGCGGUGGCCUGAUGCUGGUAGCAGCGCUCGUGCUGGUGCUGGUGCUGGUGCUGGUGCUGGUGCUGGUACUGGCACUGUUGCUGGCGUGGGUGCUGUGAUUGGUGGUGGUGUUGGGAGCAGCAGUGGUGGGCGGGGCGGGGGGGAGGAGAGUCAGGGGGGACUAGGGCUGGAGGCUGGGUCGGGGGAUGAGGAUGAUGAUGCACUGGCAGAGCUAGGAGAAGAAUGGGUCAGAAGCAGGAGGAGAGAGGCGCCAACGUCAGGUAGAACGCCAGGUGCUGCAUCAGGUGCUGCAUCCGAUGCUGCAUCAGGUGCGGCAUCAGGAGCAGUGGAUUCAAAGCGAGCAGGGCGCCAUCAGCGGAGCCACUCCAUGCACCUGCUGUCACCGCACCCCACAGCUCUCUUCUCCCCCUCACUCCCUCCCUCUCACCCCCGCCGCCUGUCCAUAUCAGACGCCCUAGAAGCAGAGGGCAGUGUGGGCCAAAAACGGGGCCCGGGGCGAGAGAGGAAGGUUAAACUGGAGGUCGAGGAGGUGGAUGAGGAGGAGGAGGAGGAAGAGGAGGAGGAGGAGGAGGAGGAGGAGGAGGAGGAGGAGGAGGGAGUGAUGGGACCCCAUGGUGGUAGGAGGAACCUUCCCAGUGACUACCAUGACCAUGCCAGCCAGUUCGGCCCGUUGAGUGUGCGCGGCAACCCCACCACCCCACGCCUCUUCUCCCCAGAUGACUGGACAUUCCCUCUAAAUGAUGAUGCUUCUGAUGCCUCUGGUGCUUCUGGUGCCUCUGGUGCUACUUGGCCGUCCAGUGCUGCUGGUGCAUCUGGUACAUCAGCCCCCACGACUCCCAAGGGAGCGAGCAGAAACCCCAAGGGCGAGGGCAUGGCAGGGAGAGGCGCAGGGAGAGCCGUUGGGAUGGUAGAAUCUGGAGGGAUUGCGAGGCAUGAUAGUGGGAGUGGGCGUGGGCGUGGGAGUGGGAACCGGGAUGGGAGUGGGAAUGCUGGUGGGGAGAAGAAGGAGGAAAGGCCAGGAGUACGCAUAGGAGCAGGUGCAGGAGCAGGUGCAGGAGCAGGUGCAGGUGCAGGUGCAGGAGCAGGUGCAGGUGCAGGUGCAGGUGCAGCGACAGGCACCGGCACAGGAGCAGGGGGGAGCGGGCAGGAGGCAAGGCGGGGGGCUUGGCGCAGCCGGUUUCGCAGUGCGAGUGUGAGCGAGGUGCCUCUCUCGCCCUCCCAGCUGCUCUCCCCUGGCCUGCUCUCCCCCGAGCGCCCCUUCUCUGCUAUCUCCGCCUGGGAUGCCCUUCCUGUGCGCAUCGGGGGCAGUGCUGUGGAGACAGGGGGGAGGGUGAUGGAGGGCGAGGUGCUAAAGUCGCCGCGCAUGGGGGGCAGUGCUGUGGAGACAGGGGGGAGGGUGAUGGUUGAGUCGAUGCACAAGUCGGCUCGUGUAGGGGGCAGUGGCGCUGGUGCUGGUGCUGGUGGUGAUGGUGCUGCUGGUGCUGGUACUGCUGGUGCUGCUGCUGCUGCUGCUGCUGCUGCUGCUGCUGGUACUCACAGGGAUGCUGACGAGGAUGAGGAUGAGGAUGACGUGUUUGAACAGCUGAUGCGGCGCCAGCUGGACACAGUGCAGCUGCUGCACAAUCACAGUGGCAGUAUGCAUGGUGAUGGUGAUAAAAUCAACAGUGCUAUAAUAAACGGUGAUAAUGCUACCCCCGGCAGCAGCAGUGCUCACCUGUCUCACCAGAUCUUCAACACCACACCUGCAGCCUCGGCAGCCACAGCCUCGGUGGCAGCCACAGGGCUAGGGCUGGGCAGAGCAGCAGCUAGAAUGCUCUUUCCCAAGUCUUCCAGUGGCGGCAGCCGCACGGGGCGAGAGGACACCACUCCCCAAAGCCCCCUGGCGUCCCCUCCCCCGUCGGAUCCUGAGGUUCAGCAAUCUGUUUCAGAGAGGCCUAAAAAGUCGUCCCAUCAGCAGCCUCUGCUGCUGGAUGGAUCAGCGAAAGCGGCAGUCGCAAGCCAAUCUGCCAGGCACCCCGUCCCUCCUCGCUCUCCCUCUCGCCGCACCCCUCCUCCGCUCGUCCCCUCUACUGCUGCUGCUGCCGCUGCUGCUGCUAACACGUCUCCACCCCGCUCUGCUCGAAGAAAUGCUGCUGUUCCCGCCUUUCCUCGAUCUGCUAUGGGGAGAGGGGCGAAAGAGGUGAUGGAGCCAGGGGAAGAAGAUAGAGGAGGAGCUUUACCAGUGGCAGCAGAAGCAGGUGUGACGAUGCUGCGAACCAAAUCCGGAGAGAUUUUAGGCCGCAACCAGCAGCAGCAGCAGCAGCAGCCGCAGCCGCAGAGGAGGGCUUUGGAGAGGUUUCCUGUGUGCCGCAUGGAGCAGCGGCAGCAACAGGUGAAGCUGGCUUGGGAUGACAUUCUGGGGGACGGGCCUGAUGCAGGACAGGCGCCAGCAGGGAGAGGUUCGCUUGUCCGCAAAGCGGUGAAGGCAGCAGGAGCCGCAGGAGCAGCAAAAGCAAGAGACGCAGCGGGAGCAGCAAGAGCAACACGAGCAGCAGGAGCAGAGAAAGGCAGAGGUGGGGAGACGGAGCACACAGCAUGGGCAAACGGCGCAGCAGCAGAGGAGUUUGAUUUCGGUGUGCCAGCAGAGACGGCAGGUGAGGUUGAAAGGCGCGAGUCUGUGGACCUGGCUAUGGGUGGCAAGCCAAUGCCCAGGGGUGGUGGCAGUGGCGGUGAUAGCGGUGGUGGUGGUGGUGGUGGUGGUGGUUCAAGGCUCAAUCAGGGCAGCAACAAUGGCACCAUGCUGAGCUCAGGUACAGAUGAUGCAGCACGGGCAGCAGCAGCAGCAGCAGCAGCAGCAGCAGCAGCAGCAGGAGAAGCAGGAGGAGAAGAAGCCCAAAGUCCCGAGGAUCUAUCAGCGUCCAGCAUCCCUCACCACCUAUCGUCUCUUGGUCCCUGUCGGGUGUUCACUCUGCAGCAGCUAGCAGCAGCAACUGACGGCUUCAAUCCCUCUCGCCUGCUGGGCCGCAGCAGUGGGGGCAGCGCAGGGGGCAGUGUGUACCGAGGGGAGCUGCUGGGGCGCCCUGUGGCGAUCAAGCGGCUGCAGGGCCCGGGAAUUAGCCACAGGAGUCCGGGACCCUACUCCACGUCAGCUGCCACGUCAGCUGCCUCGUCAGCGGCCACGUCAGCAGAGGCUGAGGCGUUUUGGAGGGAGGUGGGGGUGCUGGCGAGUGUGCGGCACGCGCACGUGGUGGGCAUGGUGGGGUGCUGCCCUGAGGACUUCUCCCUUGUGUAUGAACUCAUGGUGGGAGGGUCUCUCUGGGACCGCCUACACCCACAGCUGCAGCAGCAGCCGCAGCAGAAAAGGCAACAGAAACAGCAGCAGCAAGAGCAUGAACAAGGGGCAGCCACCACCCCGCCUCCCUCCCCUCUCCCCGCUCCCCUCCCAUGGCACCAUCGCCUGUGCAUCGCCUCUGAAAUCGCCUCUGCGCUCCUCUUCCUACACUCCCACAGCCCCCCUAUCCUCCACUCCGACCUCAAACCCCAAAACAUCCUUCUCGACAGCCAUGGCGGCAGCAAACUCGCUGAUACAGGCCUGGCAGGGCUCAGUUUCUUCGGCUUGCUUCCGCAGAAUCACCUCGAGGUCACGUUCAAGGUGCAGGGGACGUUUGGGUUUUUCGAUCCGGAUGUUGUGGUUACCACCGGGGAGGUUACGGCGGCGAGUGAUGUGUAUGCUCUGGGCGUGGUGCUGCUGCUGCUGCUCACUGGGAUCGAAGAUGUGAAAGAGGUGCACCGGUUGUUUGAUAUUGCCGUGCCUUUCUUUGCGGAGCGCCUUGACAAGCGGGCGGGCAGCUGGCCGAGAGAUUUGGCUGCCCGGGCUCUGCGAGUGGCGCUGCAGUGUGUGGAACGGCGCGGCGUGGAUCGGCCAGACCUGCAGACAGUGGUGCACCCGACCCUGGCUGCCAUUGCUAAAGAGGUGCGGGAGGUGCAGGCGCGGGAGGUGCAGGCUCGGGAGGAGGUGAAAGAGGGGGAGGGACUGCGGGAUCAGGAAGAAGAGGUGAAGCAGAGGCGGGAGGUGCAGGCAGGGCAGGAGUUGCAGCUAGAGAGUCGCUUCAUCUGCCCUCUCUCCCAUGUGAGUUGCCCUCCGCUGCUGUAUCCCUCCCAACUUGAUGCCCAUCAUCUCCCGUCAGUCCCAUGGUGCCUGGUGCCCAUGUCCAUCAUCUCCCGUCACUCUCAUGGUGGUGAUCAACGGCUGCACGAUCCUGUGGUGGCAGCAGGCGGGGUGACGUAUGAGGCGGCAAGUGAUAGAGGCGUGCAACGGCUGCACGAUCCUGUGGUGGCAGCAGGCGGGGUGACGUAUGAGGCGGCAAGUGAUAGAGGCGUGCAACGGCUGCACGAUCCUGUGGUGGCAGCAGGCGGGGUGACGUAUGAGGCGGCAAGUGAUAGAGGCGUGCAACGGCUGCACGACCCUGUGGUGGCAGCAGAUGGGGUGACGUACGAACGGCAGGCGAUAGAGGCGUGGCUCGCAGCACAUGACACCUCCCCCAGAACCCACCUCCCCCUCCCACACAAGCAUCUCACCCCGAAUCUCAUCCUGCUGGAACUGCUUUCCACCCUGGGCCUUCUGAAUGGAUCAUAA
Closterium sp. Naga37s-1 is the source of this 5439-nucleotide messenger RNA. Lineage: Eukaryota; Viridiplantae; Streptophyta; Zygnematophyceae; Desmidiales; Closteriaceae. The record is from the annotation of a GenBank genome assembly.